ACAAACACGAUGACUAUUUAGCCGUCACAUGAUCAGAAUGAUUUACAAAAACGGCCAAUUUGACUGUAGUGAGUGCGCAGGUGAGAAGUGGUCCGGGACUUACCUGCCGGACAGAACGCAGAAUAUGACUGACUCCCGACAUUUUUGUGGAAUCAUACCGAAGGUUCAUCACAAGGACGUGACCCUGCUGCGUCUUCAGGUGAAGUCUGGCCAACUGUACAACCCGGUGUAUGAGCCCGAUGGUAUGGAGGGCGUCGACAGAAGGAUAGGAAAACACAGUGGUUCCUUUUCACUAGGCCCAUCAAAAAGCAUGAACACCAUUUAUGCCAUUAUCUGAAUAUACAAAGUCAAAUGAGACAGUCUUAUAAAAGACCCAGCCGAUGUCAAGGCAACGCCCAUCUGGUUUUGAUGGUUAUUGUGCUCAUUACAGUAAUAAUGCUGGUUGUAGGAUAUGGAACAUACCAUAUAAUAAAAAAUGCCCAUAACGGUGUUCAGGACAAUCCUAAAAGUGAAAAAUUGCAGCAAACUGGCGAGCCACGGCCAAGAUUUAAAUGCAGUUUACACUUGCUUGGUGUAGAAUAUCUACUAGCUCUGCACUAUGGAUUUACUCCUGCUUUCAAAACUUUGGCAACUCGGUUAGAAAAUGAAGUUGAUAAUGUUAUCCAUUCCAGCUUUGUUGAUCCUGUGUAUGCAUACUCAAGAACAUCGUCGUUUAAACCAGUGAGUCUAGGGACCUUGGCCCAACUGUACCUAUAUUUUUAUCCAUCUCCUGGAGAUUUUGUUGUGACCGAGGGAGACAUGUUGACAAUGCUACAGACAGCGUUCUCAGAGAACCAGCUAGGCAGUCUCAAAAUUGAAACAAACGACAUACUUGUUGAAGGUAAAUCCAAUGAUUACCUUAAUAUUAUUUCAUUAUCAAAAAAAUAUAUAUUAAUAAAAUCUAAUGAUAAAAUAUAUAUAUUUGCAAACUAUGUAAUUAACUUCUUGCAAUUCAUGGCACUGCACCUGUUAAAUUUAAAAAUCCACUCUUCAUUGUAUGUACAUACAACCAAUUGUUUGUGUUAGAUUGUUAAAAUGUUUUAGGGUCACAUAUACAAAGUUAAACAAACGACAUUUUGUUUCAGAAUAUCAAGUAUCAACAAACACUACCUUGAUUGUGGUGAGCUAAUGCUCUAGCUUCCAAAACUUUGGCAGACCGAGAGAAAGAUUACUGAAUCUAAUUUAACAAAAAUAAGCUUUUACAUACAAUAUUUUGCAAUCAGAUGGGCCUUUACUUCAUUCUUAAAAUUGUUCAGUGUGAUUUUUCAUAUUAAGACCUUUCUGGGCUUUUUUUUUUUUUUUGUUUCAUGAUCUUUUUUCUCUUAAUUCAAAUCAACUGGAAACUGCCCAAUAAGAUAUUGCACAUAUACAAAAAAUGUUGUAGGUUUGCACAUUUUUAAAAUCACAUUCGAUGUUGAAUAUUAUUAAACUUGAU
Messenger RNA from Lingula anatina, 1474 nucleotides. RefSeq lists its product as uncharacterized. The record is from RefSeq and is a predicted model, not a curated record. Lineage: Eukaryota; Metazoa; Brachiopoda; Lingulata; Lingulida; Lingulidae.